UCCUCCACUCAAUUCUGUUUGCGCCGCCUCGUUCGCAUCAAUUGUUUACACAUUUUUAUAAAUAACAGCCAAUUACCCCGGCAUAAAUGUGCACGGAGCGUUUCGGGCCCAACUUGAAGCUGUUCCCCUCCGAACUCACGUGAUACGAGUCCUGUGCGUGAGCCAGCUACCACGCACAUGGACCAGCAACAGGCGACGCCGCCAAAAAAACGCAGGCACAGCGAGUACCACGAUCCAGAUUAUCAGCAAACGGAAGUCUCUAGCCAGGAUGAGGACGAAACCCGUCCGGAGGGCAAGUCGCCCGUUCAGCACAAGCGUGCAAAGACAGAACAGGCAGAGGAGAUGCCAACGUCGUCCGACAAAUUUCAGCGCAUCCGGGAGCUCCUUCGGCUGGAGUUCCAGCGCGAAAUCUCUCAGAAGGUCGAGCAGUUGGCCGAAAUCGACCGACGACUGCUGCAGGGACGACAACUGUUGGACAGACUGCGCUAUCAGGUGGUCAGCGAAUACUACCGGAAGCAACAGGUUCCCCUCACUGGUGCGGACGUUGCCAAGGUCCGUGGCGACAGCCUCUUUGGGGACGACGUAUCCGUACCGCAGCUGCCACUGCAUCCAGCCAUCAAAAAAAUCGUUGGCAAGCGCCCUGUUCCCAUCCAGAAUCAUUUGCCAGAGCGCACGGCGGCCACCUUGGCCAAAGAAACCAUCAGACUAAGGAAUCCUGCUCAUCGUCGUGCGGAGCGAAGACGACAACAGAAGAUCAAGGAGCAAGGCAUCGUAACCGAUCACUCCAAGGAUUCCAAAGAUCAGCCAGAGCAGGAACCUCCCGUUUCCGUUAAGUUGGAGGACGAGCAGCCGUGCACCAGUCGGCAGGCCCACGAAAAACAACUGGAGCUUAAUGCCUCGCGGCUUAAUAACAAGAACAAGUUCAAUUUUGUGGUGGGUAAUACCUCCAAGUACAUUGGCGAUGGCUCUCGAGAAAAUGCCACAGGUGGUCCAGCUUUAACCUAUAAGUGGUUGGUCUAUGUGCAAGGCAAAGAUCUACCUGAACCACUGGAAAAGUACAUUAAAAAGGUGCGCUUCCACCUGCAUCCGUCAUACCGACCAAACGACAUUGUGGACGUGCACAGUCCUCCUUUUCAGCUCAACCGACAUGGUUGGGGGGAGUUUCCGAUGCGCAUCCAGUUAUUCUUUCAAGAGCACUUGCAGCAGAAGCCCGUGCAACUGAUGCAUACAGUGGUGCUGGAUAAAACAAUGUGUGGACUACACACGAUGGGUGCUGAGACUACUGUGGAAAUAUGGCUGAGAGCGAAACAGGCGUUAACGAAACAGAAAAGUGUCAAACCUCCUACUUCCCCUGAGAAGAAAAUUGUUGUUCCUGCUCACCCUGUUGCUGCUCCGCAUCUUUUAGAGCCUUCGAUUUUCGCAUUUCCUGGGGAGUCGUGCAAACCGCGCACUAUUUCCUUCACUCAAAAUAAGGAGGAACUGGAUGAUAAUCUGUUUGCUGGCAUCAACAAAAUUGAACUCAGCGACGACAUUGAGAAAAUUGAACCAACGGUGCUGGUUUCUGAGCCCCUGAAGUUAAGCUACAGUCCUAGAAAGCAGCCGCCCACUCCAUCAACGCCUCCUAGGGCUCAACUUCGGUUAAAUGCGGCUCCCGUCAGCGCUUCAAAGCCUUCUGUGGUCUAUCUACCAGUAAACGGCAGAAGUCCUAGGCAGGAAUCCUUGUCAGAGAGGCAGCGGCACGAGUUUUCGCCAGUGAAGCACUAUCCACCGGCGUCUCCCCAAAGAGCGUGGCAGGAAUCUUCGCCGGAUCGGCCUCCAAUAAAGCCUGUGCCCAAUGGCCAUCAGCAGGGCAAGAAGAAUGUUGUGUUUCAGAGAGCAGGAAAGCUGUACAUUAUUGAUCCUUUGCAGCGGAAGCUUAAGCAGGCUGCGAAGCAACAAUCCCUGCUGAAACCACAAUUGAGUCUUCUUAAGCCACCGUCAGAAACGCGAUGGCAUAUGCUGCAGUGCAUGCAGCAUGAUCAUGGGUACGCCAACAUGAGCGGCGAGGUGGAGGAAAAGCUAAUGCUGUUGCCUCCACUUGUGGACACUUCCUUACAACCGCGACCCCGAAGGCUGGAGCAUGUCUUUAGAAGUGCCCAAUUCCGAAACAUGCGCAGUGCUGUGGAGUUCCUCCUGCGCCGUCUGCCGCUUACGGCGAUUGAUCAGCAGAAAGAGCACCCUUUCACAUGCAUAAGCCUCGACGCGUUCCACAAGCAAACUGCUCUGAAACAACGUUGCUUUGAGUACUUGCGGGCACGUCUCCUCCGUCGCAGUCUGAUGCAGCAUCACAAGCUGCAUCAGCUUAAUAUUAGUGGGAAGGAACACUACUGGAGUUUACGGGAGAUAGUGGCGUUCGCCAGGGUGCAUGGUUAUACGCCACCUCUCAAAGAUGUGUUACCUGGCACGCAGAUGAAGAGAAAACAAAAACUGAGCGCCGAGGAGCAACUGGCUCACCGUAUUCAGGCGCAACUCAAGGGCGAGCCUCAACCGCAACUAUCGGCCUACAGCACUCUCAGCUCCGACAAUCGGCUGGAAGCUUGGAUAACCAAGCAAUCUGAACGUCUGCUUGGGCAUGAUCAAAAGGUGCGGGAUAAGGAGUUCAUCGAUGUGCUGGGUGUGGACAAACCUCAUUCGCAAGCCCACAGGGAAACUAACUCAGCAAGUGUAUCUCUUCAAAUGGUGAACCAUCGCCAACUACUUUAUCUACCUCCUCCGAAGCACUUGGAUUCGGCCUUGCCGCUGGUCCAGGAAAUGUGCAAGGACAUUAAUAUCACACUGGAACCGGAGGAAUCUCCGCCUGGCGUCUCCCAGCCGCUGGCCCUAACGAUGCUCGGCCAAGUGCUGUGCACUUUUGUGGAGAGAUUGGUGCGCCGCUCCUUGGCGGCGAAGCUGCAGCAGGAGACUUUGGAACAGUUGCCACCGUCGGCGGGCAAUGCUCCGUUGUGUCUCCAACCUCAGGACAUCGGCCGCGUUAUCAGUCAGUGUUCUGAACUGGAUUUCCUGGGAAACAGGCACUUGGGAGCUGCUCCGCUGGAACCACAAAUCUAAUGUGCAGUUGCCAUUGUUUUGAAUUUAUUUUUUAUCAAGUGCGCGUAAUAGUUCAAAUUCUACUGGGAUAUUAGUUGAUAUCUAAUUAGAGUCUUGUACUCGUUGAUAAGCAUAAAUCUAAGCAAUAAAUUAACUAAAUUAAUGUCUGAAAAA
Messenger RNA from Drosophila teissieri, 3240 nucleotides. RefSeq lists its product as uncharacterized. The record is from RefSeq and is a predicted model, not a curated record. Gene Ontology annotation, biological process: chromatin remodeling; regulation of transcription by RNA polymerase II. Gene Ontology annotation, cellular component: NuA4 histone acetyltransferase complex. Bases 178 to 3087 code for a protein of 969 amino acids. The transcript has 2 exons. Lineage: Eukaryota; Metazoa; Arthropoda; Insecta; Diptera; Drosophilidae. Gene Ontology annotation, molecular function: histone binding.